Messenger RNA from Balaenoptera acutorostrata (minke whale), 4206 nucleotides. It is a transcript of the gene DNAJC25, whose product is annotated as DnaJ heat shock protein family (Hsp40) member C25. NCBI's taxonomy places the organism in Eukaryota, Metazoa, Chordata, Mammalia, Artiodactyla, Balaenopteridae. The coding region runs from base 90 to 1169 and encodes 359 amino acids. The record is from RefSeq and is a predicted model, not a curated record. Gene Ontology annotation, cellular component: endoplasmic reticulum membrane. Gene Ontology annotation, biological process: protein folding. The transcript is spliced from 4 exons.
CUGACGUGGAUCUGGGUCCAGCAGCCCAGCCGGGCGCGCGGUGGAGUGCCGGGGUGCGGCUGGGCUAGUGGAGCCGUGGCCCAGCCGGGAUGGCGACGCCGAUCGCUCCGCGCCGUGGAGCCGGCGCUACCGGCCGGCGCUGGUUGGUGCUGCUGCCGCCCCUGCUGCUGGCGGUGCUGCUGCCGCGGCCCGCGGCGGCCCUGGUGGAAGGGCUCUACUGCGGCACGCGGGACUGCUACGAGGUGCUGGGGGUGAGCCGCACGGCGGGCAAGGCGGAGAUCGCGCGGGCCUACCGCCAGCUGGCUCGGCGCUACCACCCCGACCGCUACCGGCCCGAGCCCGGCGACGAGGGCCCCGGACGGACGCCGCAGAGCGCGGAGGAGGCCUUCCUGCUGGUGGCCACCGCCUACGAGACUCUUAAGGAUGAAGAAACUCGAAAAGAUUAUGAUUACAUGCUGGAUCACCCAGAAGAGUACUACAGCCAUUACUACCACUACUACAGCAGGCGCUUAGCCCCUAAAGUGGAUGUGAGAGUUGUGAUCUUGGUCAGUGUGUGCGCUAUUUCAGUGUUUCAGUUUUUCAGCUGGUGGAACAGCUACAACAAGGCAAUCAGCUACCUGGCCACAGUGCCCAAGUACCGUAUCCAAGCCAUGGAGAUUGCCAAGCAGCAGGGAUUGCUGAGAAAAGCCAAAGAGAAGGGCAGAAACAAAAAGUCCAAAGAGGAAAUUCGUGACGAGGAGGAGAACAUCAUAAAGAACAUUAUAAAAAGUAAAAUAGAUAUAAAGGGAGGCUAUCAGAAACCCCAGUUCCGUGACCUUCUCCUGUUUCAAAUUCUCUUAGCUCCCUUUCACCUGUGCUCAUAUAUAGUCUGGUAUUGCCGGUGGAUCUAUAAUUUUAACAUCAAAGGCAAAGAAUAUGGGGAAGAAGAAAGACUAUAUAUCAUACGUAAAUCUAUGAAGAUGUCAAAGUCUCAGUUUGAUAGUCUAGAAGAUCAUCAGAAAGAAACUUUUCUUAAACGGGAGCUUUGGAUAAAGGAGAAUUAUGAGGUCUACAAACAGGAACAAGAAGAGGAACUAAAGAAAAGACUGGCAAAUGACCCUAGAUGGAAGAGAUACAGGAGGUGGAUGAAGAAUGAAGGGCCCGGACGGUUAAUGUUUGUGGAUGACUGAAGAUUGCUGGAAUGCUACUAUGCCAAACCUUAAUUGUGAUACUAUUUUCAUAACUGAAUUAUUUUAGAAAUGUACUGACUGUUCCUCAGCAGUAACUAAAAUUCCUCAAGUAUUUGAUUAAACAGAAUAAUGUAGAAAUUUAAACUUUCCCUUCAAACUUUAUACAUAAGACAUUUAUGAUUGUUCAAUUUUUAUAAUCAAUUUGUGGAUUUUGUUAAAAGACUUGACAUGAAGAUUUAUUAGUUGCCAUUUAAAAAUUUUAUAUGUUUGGUUAAAAAAUUUGACAUGAAAAUUUAUUAGAUACCAUUUAAAAUUUUUGCGUGUUAAGUGUUUAUUCUUCAAAAGUGUUUCCUUAUUUUGUUAUAGUGCUACAUUUUUCUGCUUUCGUGGCCUCUAAUAGUUUCACAAAACAUAAAAAUUAUAACAGCAUUUAAUUACACUUUUGAGUGUCUUUCUAGACACAGACUUCUUCAGCAAAAUGAUUCAACUAUCAUGUCAUCUUUAUGACAGUCAUUAUAGGUUUGAAAUAUGUUCAAAAUAUCUCUCAAGGAGAGUCUUCUGCUGGACUGUCUUUAUAAUAUCUCCCCCCCAGUCAUAAUAUUCUUACUGAGAUCAGAAACUCUCCAGGAGAGUGACUCUACCUUCAUGUCCUUGUAGGAUGAGCUUGAUUACAGUCAUUAUAGGACUAUAAGUGUAUUCUCACACAUUUCUCCAGAAAGAACCUUGUAAGAAGGUCUUUCGUACCACAGUAUUGCUUUUUUACCCCACUUCAAUUAAAAAAAAAAAAAGAGCAGAAAUAGUGUCAUGAAAAGUUCAUAUAUUGUGAAGUCCUUGAGUGGUGAAAAAUCCAUUUUAUGUGAGCAUAUUGACAUGCAUAUAAACCAGAAAGAAGAGGUGCAUGGCUGUGUGCUGUUCUAUCAAACAAUGAAAUGUAAAUGUUUUAUACGUGUGAAAGUGAAAGUAAUUCACACGUAAUUUGACUGAAUCAAGUAUGAUACUGCAGCAAAGUAUUGAAACACAUUCAUGGUAGUGAAUCAAUACUCCUGUUAAAAGACAUAUCCCAGUCCAUCAUAUUAAUAAAACGGUUGCAAUAUAUCACAAGUUUGUUGGUAUGACAUUUUAAGUCAAAGAUUAACAUAUUGCUUUUUGUAUUAUAUAAUUGUAAAAGACGUAGCAUAAAAGUGUAGCAUAGUAGCUAUGCAGACUCUGUUUCUACUCAAAGUAAACUAGUCCUUUCAGGAGCUCAGCCCAAAUAUGUGACACAUACAAAGAUGCAGGAGGGAAGAGUUCCAUCCUUGCUAAUACAGCAAAAGGCCUGAGGUGGGUUAUUUAGCCUGUGAGUGAAGGCCUCAAUUGCUCAUUAGAAAAUUAGGGGAGGAGUUUGACCAGAUUAUCACUAAGGCCUUUUGCAGCUUUAAAAUUCUGAAAUUAUAUAAUAUUUAUAUUUUUGUAAACUUGAGAUGAAAGUGUUUUAUGCAUCCAUUCUUUUUUGGGAGGGUGGAGAAAUUACAGUGCUAAAUUGUAGCAAGCUGUGCUUCAAACCCCAAAUGCCCAACUCUACACCGUAGGUAAAUGCCUUUGAAAGGUGCUGUGGUUGCAGUCAGUAACCCCUGUCCCAGUGAAGAUGUCACCACACACGUGCCACACAACAGCAUUAUCACCUAAGAUUAGACGUGGGUACCAUAUGUUAUGCAGACCAGAAAGAAACGGAGGCUCUUGCCCUUCUGUUAAAAUUUCAAAUAAAUUUGUGAUUAACUGUAUUUCAAAAAAACCUAGUGAUAAGGAAAAACAGGAGGACUGAAUAUGUUAGCAUUCAUAAAGGUUGGCUGAUAAAAACCAUGUAUCUUUGGAUAUUAUUUUGCAUAUGUGCUAGAUUGCUGUAUUUCUGUCUUUAUAUAGAAGUCUCAUUUCUGGAAUUGUUCCUGGCAGCCUGCUCACUUGGUAAAAGUUUGGUUGGUCUUUUGGAAUCAUGGUCAUCAUAUGGGUGAGAUGAAUGGAUUCGCCUUAACGGAAGGACUAUGAUUCUUUUCUCCCCUUCUCUCAACAAAAUGGCUUUAUGCUUCAAAAUCCUGGAGGAAAGGAAGGGCAAUUAGUUGUGUCACAAGUGUCAUUCACGUAUUUUGGGUAUCUUUACUAUCUCCAUACUCUGCCAAUGCCCCACCAAAGAACCAAAAGCUUCUCCAUUUCAGAAACACUUGGAGAAGAAUCCUGGGCAGGGGAUCCCAGAACCCCACUAUAGUUAGAAGAUUUCUCUUGUGCUUCAUUUGAGGGCUAUCACCAUUUCCUCCUUGCUUGGAAUUCAGGGGUUUAUAGAGCAUAGCUGCUUAUUGCUUUCUAUUGUCACUUCCUAUAAUUGAGGUCUGUGCUAAAAUUACCCUUAGGGUUACUUACAUUCAUGUCAAAUAUCCUCAGAGCAGUUUCUAAAACUGACCCUUCCCUCACUGGUCUUAUUUCUUUAUGAAUUCUCCAAGUUCUACAAAUCCUGGGUUGCAGUUUCAUAACAUAUCUAUCAAGUAGGGGCCAUGCGUAGAAUUUUAAACACUACAAGUGGUAUGCAGAAAUUUUAAAUGUUACAUGAAAAAAUAGUUCAGUUUAUAGAAUUAGCUAUUUUAGUACUACUGAAUUUAUGUUUAGAAAAAUAGUAGUUUUACUUCCUUUGAGAUUCUUUGUUUUUUUUUUUUGGACUGAAAUGGCAGGAAACUUUUAACACCCACACCUUGGAAAUAUUUCCUCGAGUAGAAGCCAACUGCUAAGCUAACAUGCAGCUAGUAUUAUGGACCAGUGUGCCAGCCCCACCGAAAGUUCUGUGGAAAUUAAAGAGAAAUAGCUUUUCUUAGACAUUAGUAUGAAUAGGUCUAGCCACUUAAAGACUUUAAAUCAGACAUGGUCUCUGUUGAGUUAUAAUUGUGCAAUUGAGGCAGAUAAAUGUUGGUAUUGAUACAAAAUAGUUGUGUACGGAUGACUUUCUUUUUCUUUUUUAGCUGCGGCAUGCGGACUUCUUAGUUGUGACAUGUGAACUCUUAGUUGUGGCAUGCGU